AUGCUCAAGUCAAUGCUCACCACCGUCCUGCCGCUGCUGAUGCUGGCGGGCAAUGCCCUCGCCAUCGGCUGCUCAACCCAUAGCUUCACCACCUGCGAGGACAAGAUCGUCCACUGGUUUGACCCCGACACCGGCGAGGUGUGCGAUCCGCUCGAUUGCGGCGGUGGCCGCGCCCCCCCAAAGACUGACGAGCCUGGCUGCCCUCUAUACACUGGCACCCUGGUCCGCACAACCUCCUACCUUUCCUGCUGGACGCCCUCCUCUGCGCUUGCGACUGCGACGCCUACAAUGACCACCUCUGUCGAAUCCACCUCUGCCGAGUCCACCUCGGACGUGGCCACGACGGAGACAAGCGUCGCCUCUUCCACUUCGGCUGGCAGCGCCACUGGAACCGAUGUCGUGGGUAGCGCUACCACUCCUGCGACUACAGCAGCUGCUACUCUCUCGACCGGUGCACACACUUCCACUGCCAACUCCACUACCAACUCCACUGCCAACGGCACGGCCAGCACCACUGGCUCCUCUGCCCCGGUUGCCACGACUAAUGCCGCCGACGCACUGGCUGGCUCGCUGCUGGCUGCUGUUGGUGCUGCGGUUGGUGCUUUCGCUCUGCUGUAA
Messenger RNA from Penicillium canariense, 618 nucleotides. RefSeq lists its product as uncharacterized. NCBI's taxonomy places the organism in Eukaryota, Fungi, Ascomycota, Eurotiomycetes, Eurotiales, Aspergillaceae. The record is from RefSeq and is a predicted model, not a curated record. The coding region runs from base 1 to 618 and encodes 205 amino acids. The transcript has a single exon.